Molecule: messenger RNA, 2022 nt
Organism: Arachis ipaensis
Lineage: Eukaryota; Viridiplantae; Streptophyta; Magnoliopsida; Fabales; Fabaceae
Source: RefSeq, a predicted model, not a curated record
UAAAUCCAACCCAACCAUGGCAAUUUCCAACCUGCCACUGCAUCAGAGAGAGAGAGAGAGUUGAAAGGGUUAGCCGGAGUCAAACAGAAUCAAAACGCUGUCGCAUCAGUGUUACACUGACUCUCCUUUGCGCUCCUUCUGCAACUUCAAACUCAAUCUUGCAAUGCCCAACAUACAAGAAGAACCCACCACCAUUAACUCUGAUUCAACAAAACCCCAUUUUUAGAAAUUGAAAAAGACUCUGUCUUUGUUAUUUUCUUCUUCAUCUCUCUUGUGGCAGAGCCUAACUGCUACUUUGGCUGUGUCAUAUUCUAUUCAACUUGUCAUUUUCUUUUUCUUAUUUUUCUUUCCGCCCCCUUUCUUUUUUUUUUUCUUUUAAUAUUUUUCAAUUUAAAAAUCGUUCUUUUGUUGGUGGGUUUCGUCAACCGAAGAAUCUGAAGCGUUGCGAGAGAGAGAGAGUUAUAGAAAAAUAUAGAACAGGUAGAUAGAGAAAUAGGGAGAGUGUCACACUCACACCAAAGUUUGAAGAUUCAACAGCCUUAUUUUGCGACUGAGAAUGCAUACAUGUCUGGAUCUUUUGGUCAGCGGUGAAUGAUAAUGAUAAUAAGACAUGGUGGAUCAGCGAAACAUAGUAUCGUUUAUUCCCUUGUUCUUGUUGUUGUGGUUGAAGCUGUUUCAUUUUGAGCUCACAUUGGAGCAGCAGGUUCAGCAACUGAGUUCACCAGCUGAAAGAGCAGCACUGCUUCAACUUCGGUCCUCGCUCGGAUUGAGGUCCAAGGAAUGGCCAAGAAAGGCUGAUCCUUGCUCAAACUGGAUUGGUGUAAGGUGCCAGAAUGGUAGAGUUGUUGGGAUCAACAUCUCUGGCUUUAGGAGAACCAGAAUUGGUCGGCGAAAUCCACAGUUUUCUGUAGAAGCCUUGGCCAAUUUGACCCUCUUGCAGUCCUUCAAUGCCUCCAAUUUCCGGCUUCCCGGUCCUAUCCCUGAUUGGUUUGGCCAGAAGCUCCAUUCACUUCGUGUGCUUGAUCUUCGGUCUUGCUUCAUAACCGGUGUUAUUCCGCCUGGUGUUGGGAAUUUAACCAACCUGACUAGCCUCUAUCUGUCUGAUAACAAUCUAACUGGUGUGCUUCCUAAUAGUCUUGGUCAACUCUCAGUACUUUCAGUUCUUGAUCUCUCCAAGAAUUUUAUUAAUGGAUCCUUGCCAACAUGGUUUUCAUCUCUUGGGAAUCUUUCUUCCCUUGACAUCUCGGCUAAUCAUCUAUCCGGGUCAAUUCCCCCUGGCAUUGGGACACUAUCUAAGUUGCAAUUCUUAGUGCUGAGACAGAACAAUUUCACUGGUGCUUUACCUGUAGAGCUUUGGUCUCUGCCACAACUGAGCUUCCUCGAUGUCUCCAGCAAUAACUUCACUAGCCGGCUUCCAAAUUCUAGUUCCAUUGCUAAUGCUACUGUUGGGCAGCUCAAUAUUUCCCAUAACAUGUUUUAUGGAGGCCUUACUACUAUGCUUAGAAGGUUUAGUUCUGUUGAUCUGUCAGGCAAUUAUUUUGAAGGCAAUGUUCUGGACUUCAUGGUUAAUGCAUCUAUAGGUAGGAAUUGCCUCCGAAAUGUGACAGGGCAGAGGACAUUAGCAGAAUGUGCAUCAUUUUAUGCUGCAAGGGGCCUCGCUUUUGAUAAUUUUGGACGUCCGAAUUCAACGGGAGAUUCUGCAGGAAAGGCUUCCGGAAUGAGCAAUAAAACUAAAAUUUUAAUUGGAGCAAUCUCAGGUGGGGUUGGUUUAUUUGUGCUGCUGCUGUUACUCAUUCUGCUUCUGCUAUGCAUUCGUAAGAGGGGUAAUUCAAGUCAAAGGGGGAACGGCGUGGGUCCUGCCCCAGCUGGAGGCAGUCCUCCACAUCCCGGUGCUGGUUCAUCAAUAAAGUUCUCGAGUGUAGGAGAUUCAUUUUCAUAUCAUGAACUACUUCAGGCUACAAGUGAUUUCAGUGAUGCAAGUCUUAUUAAACAUGGUCACAGUGGGGACCUCUUUAAUGGUGU